AUAACUUUUCAAUGGGUUUUGAGAUUUACAGUAGGUGGGCAGACUGAGGUGCAAGAGAAAAUAUCCACUGGUAUGUACACCUAUAACUUAAGAUCAGAGGUUUUACAUCCCAAAUUUAUACACAUUACCUGACCACAAUGUAUAUAACUAUACUUGUCUGAACAUCACUGCAUCUAUACCACACUUCCUGGAACUUUGCACUUUAUAAAUGUCGUACCAGGUCUGCAAUGGAUAUGUCAGUUUGCCCUCACGUUAUGGCCUUAAUGAUGGCUAUCAACAGCAUGUGGAUAUUGGCAGGAGGUCUCCACGAUGGUUCUCCAAAGAUCUAGGGAGUAACAGGCAUGGGCUGGAGUCAACAAGAGCAUUCGGUCUGUCAGAGCUGGAGAGGAGCAUUGAGGCUGCUGGGCACUUUGAGUCAGAUAACUGGAUAGGACAGGGGAGAGAUUACAGCCGUAGAACUAUGAGUCCACGAUUAACAGACAGAGCCAGGUCUGUGAGUCCUCUGCGAGGCAUCCACUCCCUGGAAUGCAGCAGCAAACUACCUGUCGGUACAGACUAUGUUAGAAAUCUUUCCAGCCCUCCUGUCUCAAGGAGAAAUUCCCUGUCUCGUCUCUCCACCUGGUCUCCAGAGGAAUCUGGCUUUGAGGUGGCACUGAGCCGCAAGGGGUGGAGUGGAUCAGAAAUGGACCUUAGGACAUCUCUGACAGAAAGUGCCCAGAAACGUUCAGAUCUUGUACAACGCCUGAGAGAGGCUCAGGGGAACUUGGAGGGGCAAUCUGAGGCGCUCAGAAAGCGAGACAAAGAACUGGAACUAAGCAGAGCUAAAAUAGAGUUACUGGCGCUAAAGCAGAAACAAUUGGAGGCCUCUAUAUCCAAGCUAGAAAAAGAGAAGGGCUGGCUGGAAGUCUCACGCUUUGAGGACAAGAAGCAACGAGGAGAACUACAAGACAGGAUUAUUAAUCUGGAGAUGGAAGUAAUGCUGGCUAAAUCUACCUUGGAAAAUUUCAACCACACCAAUGAGUUGAUGAACCAGAAGAUAUCUAUGGGAAAUGAUGAGGUGAAUAAGGAAUUGAAGACAGCCAGGGAAAACCUUGUAUAUUUCCGAAAUCGUGUCAAAGUUCUGGAGGCAGAGAAAAACCAGGCUGUGGAGGAGCUCAGAAAAUUGCGAGAGGGGAGUCAGCUGUCUCUUAGUCAAAUGAAUGAAGCAAACCAGAGAGUAACGGACACACUCCGGACUCGUCAUGACCUGCAUGAUGAGCUUGCUGGCCUCCAGCUGAAUUUCAACAACAUAAAUCUGGAGAAAGAACUUCUGUCCUCCAAAGUAAUGAGGCUAGAUGAAAAAGUCUCAGAUCUCACUUUCAGACUGAAAGCUGCUCAAACAGACAGAGAGCGUUUUUUAAAGGAAAAGCUGGAUCUGCAUCGACGUGCAGAGGAGCUGUCUCUUGAAUUGGAAAGAGCCCAGAGAGGUCGGGAGGGGUUUAAUGACCAGGUCAGCGACCUCCAUAUUGAGCUAGUUGGGGCUAAAGCACAGGCCAACCGCCAGGAUCAAGAAAAGGUGCAGAUGAAGGAAGAACUGGGGAUGUUGAAGCAAGUAAAUGAGAAGCUAACAAUAGAUUUGGGACAAACACAGCAAAGUCUUCAGAGUGCCCUAGAGGAGCUACACCAUACGCAGGCAGAGCACAAGAUCUCCAGCAACCUUGCAGCUGCCCUGGAAGUUGAACGCAAACAACUCCUAGAGGAGAAGCAAAUGCUAAUGGCCGCUAUGGAGAACGAUGAGGAGAGCGAGAGUGUCCAGGAGCUCAGAGCUUUGCAGACACAAGCACAGGAAGAAAGAGACAAACUACAUGCCCGUUGCAAUGAGCUGGAGUUAACUCUGGAGCAAGCACAUGAGCAAUUAGGCUCCCAAAUCCAGGAGCAACAGCAGGUCACCCUGUACUGGAAAGAAAGAUGGCAGCAGACAGCUGUCAACUUGAAGAAUACAGAAGAGGUGUUGGAGCAAGAGAGAGCUCAGUGUCAGAAAGCUGCUGAUAAGAAUACAGAGUUAUUGCAGGAUUGUGAAAUGUUUCAGGCAGACAAUGAGGAGCUCUCUGAACUCAGAUCGGCUGUGAGCAGAUUAAAAGAAGAGAACAACCAGUUAUUACAGCACAACAAAGCACUGGAGCAAAAACAGCAUCUACACAACUCCUUGCAGGAGAGCCCAGAGACUAUGACUGCUCAACUGAUGGACAUAUAUAGAGAACUUCAAGAAGCUCAUGAAAAGAUAAAGGAGCUGGAGAGAGAACUGUCCGGAAAGGAAUCAGAAAUGAGAAAACUGAAGACUGAAAGUGGAUCCAUCCUUCGAAUUGAGCUAGAUGCUUGCAGGCAGCAGCUGGAACUGGAGAGAAGUCGUCGGGAGGUGUUGCAAUGUAGAGUAACGGAACUAGAGUCUAAACUAACAGAAGAGAGAAAAAGUCAAGAUAACUUUGGUAACAAGGAAAUCCAUAGCUCCAUGGUACAAUCACAGAGGUUGAGUUUGGCUGAUGUUGGGCCUGAAAUACAUAAUCUAGAACAGCAGCUUCAAAGAGAACGAGAAGCAAAGAAACAGAAAGAUGAGCUGAUACUUACACUGAAAGAGGAACUAGAAGACCUGGGCCAUAAAAAUCCUGGAGAUAUAAAGGUAUCCCUGGAGGAAGUGGACUCUGAAUUGACGCUGGUGCGGGAGGAGCUGCAGAAGGUCUGGGACAUGCUGAAGACAAAGGACACAGAGUUGGAAGAGCAGUAUCAGGAACUGGAGUCUGCUCGGGGCCAGUACACAGAAUGCAGCACUGAGAAGGUCAGACUAGAACAAUUGGUUGCCUCAUUGCAGAAACAAGUGGAAGAAAAGGAACAGGCAAUGAGGCAUCUCCAGAAGAUUAAGGAAAUGGAGAAGACAGAGAUGGAUAUUGAGAGGUCAUCACUGGAGUUAAGGCUAGCCGAGAUGCAGGAGAAGAACGAGAGCGCCCCGUCCCACAAUAUGGGGCAAGGAGCACUGAGUGGACGUUGGAGCCCAAAAGGAACUGAAACUGCAGCUAACACCCAUAAAUGUGCUCGUUGUGAGGUCUUCCUGCUGCAACUGGACAAGGCCAUUAAAGGAUGCCAAGAACGCACUGUGGAAUUACAAGAAGAGAAGAGUCAAAUUCUGGCCUCUCUAUACCAGCUGCAAGACAUUCUAAGGGACUUCGGGAAGCAGACUAGAGUAAAUGAACAAGUAGCUCAAGUCCUGCAAGUAGACAAUGAAACUCUUAAAAAGCAGCACAAGAUGGUGACUGAACAGCUGAAGGGAUUGUUCAAAGAGAAACAAACCUUGGCUAAAGCCUAUAAGAAAAUUCCUCAGGAGGAGAAGCCAGCAGAUGACUGGACGGUGAAAUCCAGAUUAGUGAAGAAUGUGUUGGGUUCUAGCAAAGCUCGCAAGGAACAUCAGGAGGAGCUCAGCAAGGAGAAUGUGCAACUAAAGGAGGAUCUACAGUAUUUACCUGGCAAAUCAGAGGAAAAAGACAUCAGCGAAUUGCAGAUGCUCCUUGAAGAAAAAUCAGAAAAAAUAUCCACAAUGGCUUCUGAAAUUAAAAUGUUGCGAGAAAAAAAUGAAUCUCUUAUGAAAGCUAAGCUGCGUUUCCAGAAGCAGGUUCAGCAGAUAAGAAGCAUAUCCCAGCUUGGUCGUGAGAAAGAACCAACAGACCCCUUUGUGCCCCGGUUAUCUGGAGACUACAGAAAUUCACCUCAAAGUAAUGAGUCUGAAUCAGGAAGCCAAGGAUCAGUAACACCAGUCACUGGAACCCAAACUCCGGAAGGAUCAUGGACAGACUCCAGACCAUCCACCCCCAUAAACGCAAACAGUAUAACUGCUGCAUCUCCACUGAGGCUCAACAUCCCUAUGACAAUGGGUAAAAGCUGGAGGAAUUCUACAGAGGGUUCUUUAUUGAGUCCCAGGAGCCAUAGUGAAACUGAGGGGUCAGGUGACACGCGUGGUCCCCUUACUCCCAGAUCUGCAGCCCUCCUCUCCCCUCGGCCCUACCAGCCUCGAAACACAAAAUAACUGUAUAGUUAUGGAGAGAGCUAACAUUUCACAACCUAAUGAAAUGACAAAUAAUUGCUAAAUGCAUUAUUGCUGACAUGUUGGGCCCUGUAUACAAUACUGGUUUCAGUAAAUAAUAUGGCACCCUUGAUCACAAACAUUGACACAUCAUUAUGUUUGAUUCAUUUAUUUGCAAAAAAUGUUCAUUCUGCUAGUAUGCCCAUAUGGUUGAAGCAAACCCGUUGAAAUGAAUGAAAACAUAACUAGUCAUACAUCAAUUGGUACAUUGGUUGUAAAGCAACAACCCAGGAUGUGGACAAUUCAAAUUAAGGUUGGUAUCACCUGUAAUUGCUGCAUUAUAGAAGUGGUAAGAACCAGGAUGUCAGCAUGCAGUAUUUUUAUAGCUAAAGCGAUCUCAUGUGAUAGGGAAUUUCCCAGUAUAGAGCCUGCUUAUUAUUUAUCAGUCUUUUUACCAGAUAGGUAACGGAUACAGUAGCUUUGCACCACAUACUUUAACAGAGAUUUUUCCCAGCAAAGUGCUUUCCAUCCCAGGGAAGUAUUUCACUGUAGACGUGGAUUUGCUUCCUGGUUUAACCUGUGAUGAACGAUAUAGCUGAUACGUAGAUAGCAAAGUUCCUCAGUCAUACAUUUGUCUGAUAUUAAAUAUUGUUUUUUGUGGGAAUGAGAUAUCCGCAAAUAUUUUAUGAUAACCCCCCCCCCCCCCCCCCCUUCCCAGAGAGAAGUGUAUUUCAUAGACAAGGUCCCAAGACAACAGCAAAUACAAAACUAGUUCUGGGAAUAGAUGCACUGCACAAGUUGUUUAGGGGUAUAUAUGUUAGAGGGUAAUCAGAUGUAAGAGGUUAUUUCAAAAGAAAAUAUAUGGAAACAUCGGUGUGUAGGGUAUCUAAUAAAACAUAGAUUAAAACAUAUGUAUUCAUAUAUUAAAGGAUUUCCCACAUUCAAAUUAUCUUAAUAUUCUACUACAGUACGCUGUGCAUGGCCUCCUGAUACUCAUAAUAGAUAGAUUUAUUUCUGGUGUCUAUCUGUCCUUUUCAAUAUUGUCACUUAUAGGGCAAUGGAAAUACAUUAUUCUGAUAGCAUACUUAAAUACAAGGCAGGAAAUCAUGAAUGGCAAAACAGUAUAUUCUAUAAAAGUCACAAGAGAAUAUACACAAGUAAAUAAAGUUACCUGAAGGUGUAACCUCCUUUAAGUUGUACUAUUUAACAUACAGUAUAUGUGUUGUACAUGUUUAAUCUUUUUUAUAUUUAUUAUAAUCAUUUCACACAUAGAAAGCGUAAUCUGAUAUUGACACUGGUUCUAGCAUUGUAGUUAGUAAAUAAUAACCAGAGCUGCCCACUGACCUCUUCAGAGGGCGUUACAAUGGAAUUUAGGUGUUCUAUAAUUUCUAUUCUGAUUAUGAUGUUAGUUUUUGGAGCUAAAUUUUAGUUUGAUUAGCUAAAUGCAAGGUCAAACUGUAGAACAAAAGCACAAAGGCUGGUUUUAUAUGUGGGAUACAUUGAUAUAUAAGCAGAAUAUCUAUUUUCAUAUUUCAUUUACAAUAUGUUGAAAUAUAUUUAUGAUUUUGAUACAUAAA
This is a messenger RNA of Pseudophryne corroboree (corroboree frog), 5625 nucleotides long. RefSeq lists its product as uncharacterized. The transcript has 30 exons. The record is from RefSeq and is a predicted model, not a curated record. Lineage: Eukaryota; Metazoa; Chordata; Amphibia; Anura; Myobatrachidae. Bases 209 to 4051 code for a protein of 1280 amino acids.